AUGAUAAACAAGUCUAAUUUUUCCUCUCUUUUUCAUUCUUUUUUUCUCAUUUCAUUUUUCUCUUCUUCUUCAUUCUCUUUUUUCUUCUUCUUCUUCUCAUUCUCCAUUUCAUCUCAUUUUUUCUUCUCAUUUCUUCUUUUCUUCCAUUCUCUUCUCAUUUUGUCUUCUAAUUCUCUUCUUUUCUUACUCUCAUUUUUUCUCAUUUCUUCUCAUUUUUUUCAUUUUCUCUUCUCAUUUUUUCAUUUCUUCUUUUCGCCAUUCUCUUUCUCUUUUUACAUAAUUUUCCUCUUCUUCCUUUUCAUUUUCUUCUCAUUUUCUUCUUUUUUUUUUCUUCUCAUUUUCUUCUCUUUUUUUUCAUUUUCUUCUCAUCUUCUUCUUCAACAUUCACUUUUUUUUCAUUCUCUUCUCAUUUUCUUCUCAUUCUCUUCUCAUUCUCUUCUCAUUCUCUUCUCAUUUUCUUCUCAUUCUCUUCUCAUUCUCUUCUCAUUCUCUUCUCAUUCUCUUCUCAUUCUCUUCUCAUUUUCUUCUCAUUCUCUUCUCAUUUUCUUCUCAUUCUCUUCUCAUUUUCUUCUCAUUCUCUUCUCAUUUUCUUCUCAUUCUCUUCUCAUUUUCUUCUCAUUCUCUUCUCAUUUUCUUCUCAUUUUCUUCUCAUUCUCUUCUCAUUUUCUUCUCAUUCUCUUCUCAUUCUCUUCUCAUUUUCUUCUCAUUCUCUUCUCAUUUUCUCUUCCAUUUUCUCUCAUUUUCUUCUCAUUCAUUUCUUCUCAUUCUCUUCUCUCUUCUCAUUCUCUUCUCAUUUCUUCUCAUUUUCUUCUCAUUUUUCUUUCUCUUUUCAUUUUCUUUCUCUUCUCUUCUCAUUUUCUUUCAUUCUCUUUCAUUUUCUUCUCUUCUCUCAUUUUCUCUUUUCAUUUUCUUCUCAAUUUUCUUCUCAUUUGUUCCUCCUCAGUCUCAUUUUUUUCAUCUUCUUCAUUUUUCCAUUCUCUUUUUCUCCCUCGUUCUAUUUUUUCAUUCGUCUUCUUCUCUCAUUCUCUUUUUUUCUUCAUUCUCUUGUUCCUGUUCUUUUCAUCUUCAUCUUCUUCUUCGUUCUAUUUUUUUCUUCUUUAUCCUUUUUUUUUCAUCAUUCUGUUCUUUUCUUCUUCAUCGUCGUUUUUUUCUUCAUUAUCCUUCUUCUUUUCUCUUAUAAUUCAUGUGAUUCCUUUUAUCUUGUUUUUGAUUCUCUUCUUCUUUCUUUUUCUUCUUCAAAUUCUUCAUCUAUCUAUCUUAUUCUGCUCAUCUAAUUCUAUCUAUCUAACUCGUACUGUUCAUCUAAUUCUAUCUAUCUAUCUAUCUAUCUAUCUAUUUCUUACUGUUCAUCUAAUCUAUUUCUUACUGUUCAUCUAUCUAUCUAUCUAUCUAUCUAUCUAA
Messenger RNA from Acanthosepion pharaonis, 1401 nucleotides. NCBI's taxonomy places the organism in Eukaryota, Metazoa, Mollusca, Cephalopoda, Sepiida, Sepiidae. The record is from the annotation of a GenBank genome assembly.